CCGACUAAAUUAACAGAAAACCCCCUGAAAAAAAAUUCAGUCGCCAGACAAGUCCUAAUCUCGCCGGAACCUCCAACUCCGGCGAGGGAAGUCGACAAAAAUCCCUCCUUUGAGAUUCUUCCUACCAGCCACCCGACUUCACCCUGACCUGUACGGGCUUAUAGCAUAAUCCGGCGGCCCUUGCCGGAAGGUGGUGUGGAGGGGUUUCUUCUUAUCCGCUCGGGCUGAAGUCUACGCCGAAACCUCGAGUGGCAUGAUGGGGUUUUCCCUCUACGCCAUGGAGACAUCAACGCGCCUUCUGUGGAGCACCAGCUUCUUCCGCCACAAGUUCUUCUCCCUCUUCGUUUUCUCCUGCUAAGCCGAUCGACAGAUCCCCUUCGAUCUAUCCAACUAGGUUGGGAUCCAAGGGAGGGAGAAAUCAGACGCGUAGUAUUUUUUUUUUCUAGUCGUAUUUGUUCAAUUCAGAUCCGAUCUGUUGAUCGUUUAGGAUCUGAGAAGAGAGGAUGGAUUCUAGUCCCCAUCUGAUAUUUGAUUCCUCUUUGUCAUCCACUCGCGCACGGCUGCUCGUGUUGGGCGAUGGGAACUCCAUCUUCCGAGGGUUGAGGUCGGCGGAGGAGCGCGGCGCUACCAAGAGGCCGUUCUUCACAUCACCGGAUGAGAUUUACGAGGAGGAAUACUACGAGGAGCAGCUGCCGGAGAAGAAGCGCCGCCUAACGCCAGAUCAGGUAAAUUUAUUGGAACGUAGCUUCGAGGAGGAGAACAAGUUGGAGCCUGAGCGAAAGAGCGAACUGGCUCGAAAGCUAGGCAUGCAACCGAGGCAAGUUGCAGUGUGGUUCCAGAACCGGCGUGCAAGGUGGAAGAACAAGCAACUCGAGCAGGAUUUUGAUCGGCUCAAGUCCUCAUAUGAGUCACUCCUUGCUGAUCAUGCUGCCCUCUUCAAGGACAACGAGGGAUUGCGGUUGGAGGUGAAAUCACUGCUUGAAAAGCUAGAAGCAAAGCAGGGUGCUCCUCUGAUCGCUAGUCUGAAGUUGGAUGGCCAGGUAACAUCAACUGCUGAUCUAGUGUCUCAGAAAAUCCCUCAGAAGUUGGAGGAUAUGCGGAGCCCUGGAAGUGGUGGGAGCACAGUGGUUGAGAUGGAGGGUGCAAACCAUCUGGUGGAGAGCAGUCGAGAAUCUUUUCUUGUGGAGGGCUACCACUGUGAAGGACUGGUUCAUGGCGAGAUGCAUUCUGAGGAGGAGGACUUGAGUGAUGAGGGCUGUAGCUACUAUCCUGAUGCGUUCAUUGAGCACCACAAUCAGGAUUGGUUCUGGAACUGAAGUCCUUGUGGAAAUAAGUUGCAGCCUUGGAUAGUUGGAUACUGCAUUCUGCUGCUGCUGCAUCUUCCUUUCUAGCUUGUCUAAAUGUUUGAUAGCGUUGUAGAAUAUGUACUUAUUGUUCGAGUUUGGUGAAACGCAUGAGAUCAUAUCUAAUGGUUUGAAUAAAUGCUUAGUGGAGAAAGAUUGCCUGUUUGACUUAA
Zingiber officinale is the source of this 1516-nucleotide messenger RNA. RefSeq names its product homeobox-leucine zipper protein HOX16-like. NCBI's taxonomy places the organism in Eukaryota, Viridiplantae, Streptophyta, Magnoliopsida, Zingiberales, Zingiberaceae. The coding region runs from base 504 to 1316 and encodes 270 amino acids. The transcript has 4 exons. Gene Ontology annotation, cellular component: nucleus. Gene Ontology annotation, biological process: positive regulation of DNA-templated transcription. Gene Ontology annotation, molecular function: sequence-specific DNA binding; DNA-binding transcription factor activity, RNA polymerase II-specific. The record is from RefSeq and is a predicted model, not a curated record.